AUGGCGUCGAUGACCAUGACAGCCACAUUCCUCCCGGCACUCGCUAAGCUUCCGUCAACCACCGGCGGACGAAGGCUCUCGUUGAUCAGAGCCUCAACGAGCGAGAACACAACCAGCUUAGAAGUCAAGGCCAAGGAGGAACAGAGCAGCACCACAAUGAGGAGGGACCUAAUGUUCACGGCUGCAGCUGCGGCGGUUUGCUCCUUGGCUAAGGUAGCCAUGGCAGACGAGGAGCCCAAGAGAGGGACAGAGGCGGCUAAGAAGAAAUACGCUCAAGUUUGUGUCACAAUGCCUACGGCCAAGAUCUGCCGCUACUGA
Messenger RNA from Microthlaspi erraticum, 318 nucleotides. The record is from the annotation of a GenBank genome assembly. NCBI's taxonomy places the organism in Eukaryota, Viridiplantae, Streptophyta, Magnoliopsida, Brassicales, Brassicaceae.